Molecule: messenger RNA, 5159 nt
Organism: Caenorhabditis angaria
Lineage: Eukaryota; Metazoa; Nematoda; Chromadorea; Rhabditida; Rhabditidae
Source: the annotation of a GenBank genome assembly
AUGAUUUUACCAUCGAUUUCUAUUACUCAUUUUGUAUGUAAUGCUAUUCUUGGAACUUCUCAUGUCGUGAAUCUUGAACGUCAACACCAAAAAGUGGCCGAAGAGAUCGUAUUCUUGCUGAAGUCAACCGAUUAUUCAGAAAUUGAUGUGGAUCAUGAAGAUGUUCUCGAAUUUUGUGACGAUCCGAGUGAUCCAGGUGAUAUUUUUUUUGUGGAAAAAAUUAUAAGUUUUUUCAAGAUUACGAUCCCAACAUGGAAGAUCAAGAGGCAUCUGAUGGUGGAAAAGCAAAACUAGUGCGAUUCGGUGAUCAAUUAAUUGAACCUGAAAGAGUACAAGAAGCUGUUGAUUUUUGGUCGUCCACCACCGGAAAAUCAAGCAAUGGUGGAAAAAAGAGAAGAAGUCUUGGAACAAUGAAUCAUCGAUUCCCCUUCAUCAAGAAAGAAAGUCACCUCGCCCAACUACGAGUGUAUGAAAGAGAAGGUAAUUUUUCAUGAUGAAAAAAACAAAAAAUAAUUUAAAAAUAAUAGGAAAAGUUGGAGUCGAUCGACGGAACGCUAUGAUUUUCAUUUCCAAAGAAUUAUCAAUUCGUGUGAAAGAAGAGUUGAAAAAAUGCAACAUUCUACACGACAGAGAUCUCCGAAUCAUGGCAUUGAAAAUUCAAAAAGAGAAUGGGCUCAAUUUUGAUUUUAAAUUUUCUGAUUCAUGGAUUCUUGCAUGGAAAAGGGGUCAUGGAAUAAGAUCGCGAAGAAUAACAAAAUUCGUUGCGAGAAGAAAUUUGGUCAAUCAAGACGAGAUUCAAAAGAAAUCCGACGAUUUUGUCGCCUCUGCAAUUAUCAAAAUGGCAUCCUAUUCGAAAUCUGAUGUUUUUAACAUGGACCAGUCUGGAUUCCAGUAUGAGAUGUUCACCAAGAGAACAUUGGCUCAAAAGGGUUGCAAGAAAGUGUUUGGUUGCGCUAAUUCAACUAGCGCCACUACACAUUCUUAUACAAUCCUACCGUUGGUAUCAGCUGCUGGAAAACUUCAUAAAACGGUGUUUGUUGUUUUACAAGAAUCAAAAGGUGUAUUUCCUGCAAAAGGUCAUUUCAUGGCACCGAAUUUGGUUGUUAGAGCAGGAAAAUCGCAUAUCAUGACGAAACAACACAUGAUCCAAUUUUUCAAUGAAGUAGUUUUUUCAAGCACCAUGCCUGAUAAGCUUCUUUUAAUUGGUGAUGCUUGGCCAUGUUGGAAAGAUUCAUCUGCUAUAGAUUCGGUAAAACCAGCGAAUAAAUCAUAUGAAAUGAUGCUGAUACCACCUGGAUGCACGGGAAUGAUUCAACCCUUGGAUGUUGGUGUUUUUUAUCACUACAAAAAACUCGUCAAAGAGUUCCAAGCUUUCGCGCAACGAGAACAUCCAGAGUUCAAACCCCAUCAGCGAGAUAUUUGAUUUCUCUUGUUUUUUCUCCAUCUAUAUACUUUGUUUUACAUUUAUUGCAUGAAUUCAAGCUUUUUUUCAAAAAUCUACAGUAAUCCAAAAAAAACAAAAAAAAUGUUGCAAAAAAUAUCGAACCCGCAUAGCGUUACCCCAAAGACCAGCACACUACCACUGUGCUAGGCGCUUCACAUUUUUAAUGGUGUUUAUUUCUCUCCAGUAUUUCGCUUUUUUUCUUGCCGAAAAAUGCAUUUGCGUGACCCAAUUUUAGAUUGCGUCAAACAUUUCUCACAGGUCCAUUGGGAGACUAAAAAUUUGAGAGACUCAUUUUUAUCCGUAUAUCAAUGUACUGUAAAAAUUUCAUCAUGAUUUGAAGUGUUGAGUAAAAAAGGUUCCCUUGUGAAAAUUUUCCACGUCAUAGCUAAAAAUUUCACAAAUUCUAGAUUUUUGACUGAAAUUUCUCUAAAAAUCAGAAAAAUUGAUUUUUUUUACGUAAUUCUUGAAUUUUACACUAAAAAAUCUGGAAUUUUGGAAUCUUCAGAAUUUUCUGCCACGUCAUAGCUCAAUGUUCCGAAUUUUGCACAAAUUGUGGAUUUUCGGCUUAAAUUUAAUUAAAAAUUAGAAAACAUCGAUUUUCUUGAAUUUUACACUAAAAAAUCUGGAAUUUUGCCACGUCAUACCUCAAAAUUUCAGAUUUUUUCUAGAAAUUAUAAAUUUUGGCUUAAAAUUUAGAAAAAAUCGAUUGUUUUCCAAUGAAAACUGUAAAAUUUGAAAAUCUGUAAUUUUCUGAAACCAAGCCUUCUAAAAUCUGAAUUUUUCGAAAAUUUCAAAAUUUGCCACGUCAUAACUCAUAGAAAAAGUGGGCGUGGCUUUGAAAUGCAACCUCACCGCACAGAAAAUUUUCAAAAAAUAAUUCAUUUUUCCAGGCCAUUUUCUACCGCGCCUGCACAUUUUCCUACGGUCUUCUGGAUAUUGCAUGGAUCACAGUUCAAGCGUUCGCCGAAGAGCCAAAAGAGCCGAUGAUGAUGUAUACGGACGGGAGUAUUUGUACUGUAAAUGAUAUGUCGUAUGGUUGGGAUGAUGAGGAUGAUAUUGAUGCGGAUGGCAAGAAAAAGUGAGCAAUUUUUGGAGCAUUUUGAGGGAAAGAUCGUGGAAUUUGUAGCAUUUUGACACCAAACACGUGUUUUUUUUUUGGGGGGAAAUCGAUAUUUGAAUAUUUAUCUGAAAAACCAUGUUCCUUUAAACCUACAGUACUCCUAUGAUCCUUUAAAGCUAUUUUUGAACACUAAAAAAAUUCAAUAACCAUGUUCCUUUAAACUACAGUACUAUUGAAGCUCUAAAAUGUUCAAAAAACAUUUCCAUGUUUCUUUAAACCUACAGUACCCCUGGAAUCCCACAUUUUUCCAGAUAAAUUAGAAAAAAAAAAUUAAAACCAUGUUCCUUUAAAUCUACAGUACUCUUGAAGCUUGAAAAUGUUUUUAAAAAACAUUUCCAUGGUCCUUUAAACCUACAAUACUAUUGAAGCUUAAAAAAUGUUUUUGAAACAUAUUUCUAUGUUCCUUUAAACCUACAGUACCCCUGGAAUCCCAUAUUUUUCCAGAUAAAUUAGGAAAAAAAAUUAAAAAUCAUAUUCCUUUAAACCUACAGUACCCCCGGAACCCCAUAUUUUUCCAGGUAAAUUAGAAAAAAAUUUAGAAACCAUGUUCCUUUAAACCUACAGUACCCCUGGAACGUUACGAAAAAAUGGUAUGAUCCUUCAAGUUCUUCUAGCCUUUUUUUUGAAAAUUAAACAAAAAGCCCAUGUUCCUUUAAACCUACAGUACUCUUAUAAUUUUUUUUUAAUUCUAUGAUCCUUUAAAGUUGUUUUUGAACACUAAAAAAUUAAAAACCAUGUUCCUUUAAACCUACAGUACCCUUUAAACUGAACUACAGUACUCCUAGAAUCCUAUAUAUUGGAAAAUCGUACUUUCAGUACUUCUAGAUUGUUUUUUUGAACUUAAUAAAAAAAAAUUAAAGACCAUGUUCCUUUAAACCUACAGUACUCUUAGAAUGUUACGAAAACAUCUUAUGAUCCUUUAAGUUCCUAAAUUCAAAGUCCAUGUUCCUUCAAACCUACAGUACCCCCCAUAAUUUUCCAGAUUAUUCUUCAAUUUCGUCAACCGCUUGCACGCGGCAGUUUGCGGUCCCCUACGUCGCAUGAAAAUGACGCACGUCGAAUACGCGGCCCUCAAAGCGUUGUGCAUCUGGAAACUGGGCUACUGUGAAUAUACGCAAAAAAUCCGAAGUGUCGGCAAAGAACACGAAGAGGGCGUGCUGAUUGGCCUACGCAAUUAUUAUGAGGAUUAUUAUUCGGAAGAUGAGAUGUGCGAACGGCAGGGAAAUUUGAUAUUGCUCAUGGGAACUAUUUUUGUGAGUUUUUUGGGAUGUUUGGAGCUAUGACGUGGUGAAAAUUCCGGAUUUUUUGGUGUAAAAUUCGAAAUUUAUGGAAAAAAAUCGAUUUUUCAGGAUAAAAAAUCUAGAAAGAUUGAUUUUUUUCUGAAAAUUUUGAAUUUUACACUAGAAAAUCUGGAAUUUUCAGAAUCUUUAGAUUGUUUGCCACCUCAUAGCUCAUUUUUUCUAAAAUUCUAGAUUUUUAGUUUAAAUUUCAAAGAAUUUCAAAGAUCACGGAAAAAUCGGUUUUGUAGUCAAAUUUGAGCAAAAAAUCUAGAUUUUUUGAAAUUUGAGCUAUGACGUGGAAAAAUUCCGGAUUUUUUGGUGUAAAAAUUUGUUUUUGAGAAAAUUGAUUUUUCAGUGAAAUUCGGUUGAAAAAUCUAGAAAAAUUGAUUUUUUCUGUAAAUUUUGAAUUUUACACUAGAAAAUCUGGAAUGUUUGCCACGUCAUAGCUUAAAAUCUCAAAAAUUCUCGAUUUUUGGCUCAAACUUCAAUAAAAAUCUAGAAAAAUUGAUUUUUUUUGGUAAAUUUUGAAUUUUAAAUUAGAAAAUCUGGAAUUUUCAUAAUCUUUAGAUUGUUUGCCACGUCAUAACUUAAAUAGUUGGAAUUUUUUGAAAAAUUCUCGAUUCUCAAAAUUUCAAUAGAAAUCUAGAAAACUUGAUUUUUCACGCAUUUUUGAAUUUUACACUCGAACAUCUGGAAUUUUCAGAAUCUGUGGAUUUUUUGCCACGUCAUAGCUUAGGAUUUCAAAAAAUCUCGAUUUUUGUGUCAAAUCUCGAAGAUCACGGAAAAAAUUGGCUUUUCAGUGAAUUUUUCAGCCAAAAAUCUAGAAUUUUUGAAAAUUUGAGCUAUGACGUGGCAAAACUUCCUGAAAUUUUGGUUCAAAAUUUAAAAAUUACGUGAAAAAUUAAUUUUUUUGGAUUUUCAGUGAAAUUUUGAGCCAAAAAUCGGGGAUUUUUGAGAAUUCUGAAAAUUUGAUCUAUGACGUGGCAAAAAUUCCAGAAAAUUCAAAAAAUUACAUGAAAAAUUAAUUUUUUCGGAUUUUUAGUGAAAUUUGAGCCAAAAAUCUAUAAUUUUUGAAAAUUUGGAGCUAUGAAGUGGCAAAAAUUCCAGAUUUUCUAGAGUCAAAUUCAUAAUUUUUAUUUUCUCCAUAAAAAAUCGAUUAUUACUGAAAUUUGAGCGGAAAAAUUGAACUAUGACGUGGCAAAUUCCCAAAUUUUUCCAGGAAAUGAAUCAAUUAAUAAUGGAGACCUACAAAUCGGCUGAACUAUUUGCGCUCUUCAAAAUCGACACACUUUCAAAAGAACUUCUUUCACUAUAA